Drosophila biarmipes is the source of this 5237-nucleotide messenger RNA. RefSeq lists its product as uncharacterized. Gene Ontology annotation, cellular component: membrane. Gene Ontology annotation, molecular function: potassium ion leak channel activity. NCBI's taxonomy places the organism in Eukaryota, Metazoa, Arthropoda, Insecta, Diptera, Drosophilidae. Gene Ontology annotation, biological process: potassium ion transmembrane transport; stabilization of membrane potential. The record is from RefSeq and is a predicted model, not a curated record. The transcript is spliced from 7 exons.
GUCAAGUCCUGCGUUAGGAGUACAAGUCCAGUCAGGUCUGGCCGAAGGACCCCGAUUUCAGCAGCCAUGGCCCAAACAGAGGCCAAAACCACGUGCACGCGGCGCCGCCGCCAGUGUUUGUCUGGUGGCCAAAGUCGGCAGCAGCAACAACAGGACUAGCGGCUACCCUAAAAAGGAAAAUAACAAAUAGAGCUAACAAAUAUUCCCCAUUGUGUGUUUAAGUCGGCUUGGAUCGCGUACCGUUAGGCGCGGAGUGAGGCAUUGACUGAACAGAUCAAGCGUUAGUGAUUUGACUGCGGCACUGCCCUUGUGAUCCGUGCACUUUGGCAACAGUUGUCAGAUCCUUCGGGCUGGAAGGCCGAGCAUCAGAAUAAAUCACUACAGCUUCUGAAGAACUUAUCAAAGCUUGGUAUAGCAUCCGGUGCGGCAGGCUGUCUCACUUCCACAUCCGCAUUGUGCAGAAAAGGGAGAAAAAGAAGCAGCUCGUAAAAGGGGCGCUACAACAAUAACAAGAUUUUAUGACGGUCACAUAAUAACAUCGAAAACCCUGCCCACCCACAGCCACAGAGGCAGAAGGGGAUGCAAAUUACGUGGCACAUGAAGCGUCAAAGCGUUUGAUUCGAUUGUCAGCGGCAGAGAAGGAAAGCGCUUACCGCCGGAGUUUACACCUCCGCCGACUGGCUGCACAUCAGAGUGCUCUCGAGCGGCUUGAUUGAUUGACUGGCAGAUUGGCCGCAGGUCAAAGGUCGAAGGGCAGCAGCAAGGCAGCACUAUGAACAAGAAGUCGCCACUGCCGCUGGCGGCUUUCCUCGGCAGCGACGGCAGCGGAAGCUGUGCCGCCAGCGGCAGCAGCAAUGUGGCAGCCACAGCAGCGGCGGCGGCAGCAGCGAACGGUUCCGGCGGCCGCGGCGGUCGGCAGUCGUCGGCGGGCGGAGCGGCGGUCGGUGGCGGCGGCGCCUCCAAGGCAGACAAGCGGGAGGCGGGCGGCGGGGGCGUCAGUCUCUGUGGCUGUCAAAAGGCGCCCAAGUCGCACUGCAUAUCGGCAACAGGCGUACUUCUGCUGGUGCUGCUCUACACCGCCAUGGGCUCAAUUGUCUUCGUGACCCUCGAGGGCGAACUGGAGGACGGGGGCACCCUGGAAACCGCAGUGGCCGCCUCCAAGCCCUAUCCCCGCACCGAACUGGCCAACGCUGAGAUACGUUCCAGGACGGUGGAUCGCUUGUGGUCGAUAACGGAGGACCUGAACAUACUGUACAAGGAGAACUGGACCCGCCUCGCCGCCCAGGAGGUGCAGCUGUUCCAGGACACUUUGCUGCGGGCUGUGCGCCAGUCUAAGGUCUAUCCCCCCGGCGGCAUCCAGCUGAAUGCACCGACACACAAAUGGACCUACGCCUCGGCCUUUCUGUACUCCCUGACAUUAAUUACGACGAUAGGAUACGGCGGCAUUUCACCCCGGACGCAGUGGGGCCGGGUUGCGGCCCUGGUAUACGCCCUCUUCGGCAUCCCCAUCGUGCUGCUCUACCUGUCCGCCAUGGGCGAGGCCCUCUCGGCGGGCAUGCGCUGCCUGUUCCGGCGGCAGCGGGUCAAGGGCGGUCCUGGCAGCGGAUCCUCCGGCGGAGGCGCCUCCGGCGGCGUGGGCUCGGGCGUGGGCGGAGUCGGCGGCGGCGGACGCAAGCAGGACAAGGGCAAGGGCCAGGGGCACUAUGGCCACCAGAAGCUGCAUCAGUACGGACUGCCGCCCUCGGUCUACCAGCAGCAACAGGCGCAGCAGCAGGCGCAGCAGCAACAGGCGCAGCAGCAGUCGCAGCAGCAGCAGUCGCAACAGCAGCAGGCGCAGCAGGGCAAGAAGUCCUCGGGCAGUCGCCGCGGCUCACCCAGCGUGCCCAUCUCCAUCUGCGUGUGCGUCCUCCUCUGCUACGUGAGCAGCGGGGCCAUCCUCUUCCACAAGCUGCAGAACUGGAGUGUGCUGGAGUCCCUGUACUUCUGCUUCACCUCGCUGGGCACCAUUGGAUUCGGCGAGAUGGCGCCCAACGGCUCGGUGGCCCUCUACACGGCCUCCGCCUACAUCCUGGUGGGCAUGGCCGUGGUGGCCAUGUGCUUCAGCCUCAUCCAGACGGAGAUUGUGCUGUGGCUGCGCCGCUUCAGUGUGCAGGACCAUGUGAUGCCCAAGGCCGAGGAGCUGGCCCUCGUCACCGUGGCGGUGACCCCCAAGCCCUCCUGACAGCGACCCAGCGCGGAUCCCAGUGUGGGUGUGGGCCUGGGAUUGGGCUUGGCACAGCCGCAGAAUAAUCUCGGCCAGCAUCAGACCAUGUUCUUCGGCCCCGCCCAUACGCUCACGCAGUACAGCUCGCUGCCCCGCAGGAGCCACCUGCAGGGCGGGGUGGCCAAUGCCGGAGGAUCGGCCUUCCAGCGGAACACGCCCAUACGGCGAUCGACGGGCAUACCCGAACACCACCUGGAGUACUUUGUGCCGCGCAGCAUCAGUGAGUUUAACCUGUCCGGAGUCGGGGACCUCGCCCUGCCGCCGCCCCGGCGCUACUCACCCAACAUGGGCGUGGGUGGCAUGAACAUGGGCAUGGGCUCGGGCAUGGGCAUGGGCAUGAACAUGGGCAUGAACAUGGGUAUGGGCCUGCCGCAUGGCCUGCAACUGGGUCCACCCCAGACGCUGCUCUGCUCGGCCACGCCCUCUGUGCAGCAGCAGCCGCCUCCGCCGCCCGCCCAGCUGCAGAUUGUGACCCUGAAACCGCGCAGCGAGAAGAUGGUGACCUUCGAGGACGAGUCCAAGCAGGCGGCUGGGGCUGCCGCCUCCGGUUCUGGCACCCCGCCGCACUGCCCGCACGGAGUGCCCACCACCCCGCGAAAGUCGCCGGCCGUGGGCGACAUAUUCAUGUGACCCCAAGGAACCCAGGACGAGGCUGCCCAGCUGGACGCGGCCAUGCGGCUGCGCGACAGCAUCGACGAUGCACUGUGCCCAAAGGCUGGACCGGCGCCAGGUGAAGUGAUACGUGUCUAAGGAGCCAAGCACACACACACUAUCCCACACCCCCACACUCACACGCACACUGUAAGUAAAUGCACAGCCCACACACACCUACUCAAAUAGGAGCGAAAGUGAAAAAAAAACAAAAGCAAAAGCAUUGCCUACUUUUGAGGGCUCCACUCUCAACUUGAGGUUCAUCGUGUUUUCCCCACAACAAGCAUAUAACUAAAACAUUGAGCAAAUAUUUAUUAUUAUGUGUGUAAAUAUAGCAAACAAAAAACGGAAAGCAAAGGGAAAACAAGCAAACAACUGCAGUCGAGUCGACAGAAUGAGGGAGAGUGAAUUAAAAUUAAAAUUAAAAUUCUAAAUGAUAAAUGAUAAAUGCAUAAAUAAUUGAAUGCUGCAUGAGGGCGUUUUACGGUUAAUGCCGCAAAGCAGGAAUCCAGAAAUUAAUAAAUACACACACCAUGAAUAAUAAAUAGCGCCUGGGCGUGGCAUUUAAGGGGCAAGAAGAGCAAACAAAAUGCAAAUGAAAAUGACAAAUUGUAUAAAUACCAAAGGACAAAGUUUAUUUAAGCGAUUUGUUAGUUAGUUGCCUCUCUGCUUUUUUGUCGUUGCUGGUUUGCAAAAUUUCAAUUAGUUCUAUUUGUUGUUUUGCACGGCAAAUAUAAAUUGCCGGAAGGCAGAUUUUUUGCAUUAGGCAGGCCAAAGAUAUUACUUUUUUUUCUAACUGUCAGGCCAAUUGAUAUGCAAACAGUGCCAAUAUUUCUGUACCUUUUUUCCACGAGACAGCAUUCCGAAUGUCGCCAUGGAAGAGAGUCCAUCCUGUUUUCCUAGUUAUAAUGUGCCAAGUUAGGUGUAAAAAUGAAAUGUAAAACACAAGAAAACAAUAACCAAACUGUAUAAUUUACAAGACACAUUUCUAACAAUCGAACUGUUGUAUGUACUUUAUGCUCAGAGUGUUAAGUGUGUAUAUGAAUGUAACAUACGUCUUAGCAUAAUAUAGAAGUGCCAAAGGAAGGGUCACAGCACACGGUUAGUGUUCGGGAAACGACCUUUGAACUGGGCCGGUGAAAAAUGCCACGUAGAAGCGAUCAACGAAUUACCAACGAUUUAUCCAGAACUCGGGUGGCGUUUUGCUUGAGUGUUCCGCUUUUCAGCCAUCAUUUUGCAUCGCUUUGGAGUCGAGCCCGCCCACUGGCAAUUAGGUUUAAAUACUUUUUAAAUGCAUUUUGAUUGUAGGUAAUUGAGCGCGUGAAUGGCCGCUUGUUGUUUGUUUCUGUUGGUUUUGGCCUUGUUUGCUGUUUUCUGUUUUCCGUUCUCCGUUUUGUAUUUUGUGUUUUGGCCCGACAGGGUUUCCAAUUGGAGGGCUGUCAAGCGAGCGGAGCUCAUUUGAACGCGUUUCUGUUUCAUUUAAAAUAAAUUCAAUUUGAGCGAGCGCCCCACCAGAGCGGGCGUGGCACUUGUUAAUUUUUGCCAUAUUCAAUUUGUGGCAUUCAAUUAAAAUAGUGAAAUUAAGCCAGAUAGGAUAGUCAUUGCUCGUGAGCGCAAGCACACAAUAUAUGCAUAAAACAAAAACUGAAGAGACAGGGGCAUAAAAAGUGCAGGACAGCCCUAAAAUCGAUGGGUUGCGGCCCGCGAAAACUAAUUGCAAGCCCAACUUGUGUCAUAGCCUAAGCCAAUUCAGAUAUAUGUCUAUGUAGUUAAUAACUAACUAACUAACAGCCGAGCAGAGCCGUAAUGGCGAAACAAAGAGCGAUUAAACAAAUAUUGAAAUUAAGCCAAUGUAAUUAAAUUAAGUCCACUUCAACACGCUCGCACACAGAUACACACGCACACACGGGCAGAGGCCGCGCAACCACAGACAAAUUAAUGCCAUCAAGUAACACGGAAUAACUAAAUGUAACGAUACGAUACGAGUUUUUUUUGUCAAAUUCCUAGCACGGUAAGUUGAACUUUUAGGCUAACCGCAUGGGCUCAUUGCGAGUGGCAGUUAGGGAUAAAUUACUCUAAUUCAUAUAUGUACUCCUAGUCCACUAGAUACAUAUACAUAUGCAUAUACACAUAGAUAUGUAGCCGUACACAAAACGAAACUAAUCUAGCAUUGAGAAGGCAAACAACAAAUAAGAAAUGAAUACCGCAGUUCGCAUCAUAUAUAUGUACACAAACAUCUCUCUCUCUAUACACACAUAUAUACCAGCCCAACCAAAGAAAAGAGAAGAAUAAAUACAUCGUGAACAAUUUAGUCAAAAAUCAA